This is a messenger RNA of Cryptosporidium muris RN66, 339 nucleotides long. RefSeq lists its product as uncharacterized. The transcript has a single exon. The record is from RefSeq and is a predicted model, not a curated record. NCBI's taxonomy places the organism in Eukaryota, Apicomplexa, Conoidasida, Eucoccidiorida, Cryptosporidiidae. Bases 1 to 339 code for a protein of 112 amino acids.
AUGUGGAAUAUUGUGAUGGGUCUAUGUUGUUCAUCUGAAAAUACACUACCCUCUUCCUCUCUACCUUUAGAAUGGUGUAGUGGCAUUACAAACCAAGAGGAUUCAAACGAGGUUCAGUCUAAUAAGCUGUCUAUAGACUCACAUGAGCUAGAGAAUAUGGUGAAAUUGUUUACAAAGAGAGCAAUCAAUGGUGUUUCCUUAAGUAUUUAUGAUAAAACAAGUCAAUCAUUUGUAGAUGGUAAAUACUUUAUUAAUAGAAAUUUAGGAAUCUUGACACUAAAAACUGUAACUGAGACAGUAAUUAUUCCGUUUAAGGCAGUAAGUAUUAUUCAAUUUUAG